Molecule: messenger RNA, 1542 nt
Organism: Exophiala dermatitidis NIH/UT8656
Lineage: Eukaryota; Fungi; Ascomycota; Eurotiomycetes; Chaetothyriales; Herpotrichiellaceae
Exons: 1
Coding region: 1-1542 (513 amino acids)
Biological process (GO): DNA-templated transcription
Molecular function (GO): DNA binding; zinc ion binding
Source: RefSeq, a predicted model, not a curated record
AUGAAGAAUCAGCGGCUGACUCUGUCACCGUCAACGACACAAACACCUGCCGCGCCAGUAGUCACACCAGCCGGCAUAUCCACCAUUUCACAAGUCAUGCCUUCCCCAGCUCAGAACUCGAUCUUCAGUACUCCUCGGAGCAACACCAGUCAGCAUUCCAGCCAUCGACGAACGAAAACAGAAUCGGAUGCUGCUGUAGCCGACUUGAUGACUCUGCCCCACGCAUACAUAUGCACAUUGGCGGAUUUGUGGUUCAAAGAGUCCCAACCAUGGGUGCCCAUCUUGACUCGAAAUCAGAUCCAAAACGCACUGGACAACCUUCCGCUACCGCUGACGCACAUUGAUGACCUGGUGCUGAAAGCGGUCCUGGCGCUUCAAAUCAAGCAUUCCAGCCAAGCCAUCUGUCUGGGUUAUCAUGGAAGACUGCGCCUAUCAGACCACCUUCGGUCUCAAGUGAUCAACGAAGCCUUCUCAAAGGCGUGUCUGAGCUCUCUGCAAGCAUUAUUGAUCAUAGCCAUUCUCGACUAUGGCGCAGACAACAUUCCCAGCACUUUCAGCUUAUUGUCUGUCUGUCGACGCAUGUGCGAGAACAUCGGGCUCUUCCGCAAACUGCUGAAACAAAUGGAAGUGGAGAAUCCGGCGCAGAUCGGUCCACCAGCGAUAGUAAGCAAUGAUGGAGAUGAGCUGGCGAUCCCGUUGACAUGGGCCACAUUAGCUCUCGAUGCUGCCACGACACUCGGCAUCAGCUGGCGAGACGUGUCAGCAGCACUAGUGGACCAUCUGUCCAGCGUGGCCUAUGUCAGUACGCCAGACCUCAAGGACAGUUUCCGCAGCCACGUCCACUUGACGGCGAUUGGACUACAGCCUCUGCACACGUUUGUUCAUGACCACUCGCGCGGGAGGUACGAUCAUUCGCGAGCGAAUGCGCUCGAGGUGUGCGACGAGAUCUAUCACAAUUUGAUGAGCUAUGUGCGAUCGCAGCCCAGUUCAAGUUACACGUUGCUGGCGGACGGGUUGAUCGAUUUCGACGCUUAUCUGAUGCAGACCAGCUUGGUGGCUCAUGCAGGGGUUAUUAUCCUGUAUCAGCGGCUCGUUGACUUUGUGGACGAUCGCUCACUCCAAGAGGUCCCCGUCCAGCGAUGUCUUCAGGCAUGCCAGGAUUUGGUCUUGACCAUACAAAGUAUCAGUGACGCCGAUUGCGAGUUAAGUACUCCCGUCAUGGCCAGUAUGCUUUUCGUCGCCGCGCGGUUCAAGUUGAUCCUGUAUCGCAUGCUGAAUCGGCCACGGGAGCCCAUGUUUGACUCCCUCAUGCAUGGGAUCAAUAUGAAUGGUCGCCGCUGGGAGGUUGCGCGCCGGUUGGAUAUUGUGCUGCGCGCGGCUAUCGUGGAGGUGGACUCGGAUGGACACAACAGUUCCGAGUUGCCGGUCGACUUUUGGAAUGUCAAGAAGAGUCAUUUGGAUAUUUCGGAGGAGCUGAAAGAGUGGGUCGAGGGGUAUAAGCAUUCAUUGUAUGUUGGUGCUUUGAAUGGGCCUUAUGUGUGA